CUUUCACCUCCACUUUCCAAAUUUUCUCAUAUAUCACUCUCAACACAUAAGCCUUAUAAAUAAUUGAAUUGCAAUCCAAUCCAAUCCAAUAAUCCAUCCAACACCAUACAAUUCCAUUCUCAUUAUCUUCAUUCCAAAACAGAAAUAUAUUUACCAAAGCUACAUCAUACAAUACAAUUAAUUAACUAUAUACUAGCUAGCUAGCUAGCAAUGGAGAUUCAGCAUAACCAACAAGAAGCAUGGUCAGAAACAGAGAGCGAGGGAAGCAGAAGGGGCAACCGAGUGGGCUUCAGUGGGCCGAUAAGCGGGCCACUGAGCGGGCCCAUACUCUCCCACAAGCGAACCGGAAGCAAGAACAUGAGCGCGAGGUUCAAAGACGACGACGGCGAAAUGGUGGAGAUCACCCUGGACGUGCGCGACGACACCGUUUCAGUACAGAACAUUCGCGGCGGCGACUCCGAGACGGCGCUCCUCGCCAGCCGUCUAGAGAUGCGGCCGUCGUCGUUCUCCGCUCGCCUGAGGCAGGUUUCGCAGGAGUUUAAGCGCAUGACGUCGUUCAGUGCCUUUGAUAAGGUUGAUCGGACCAAAUCCGGCGCCGCUCGCGCCCUCAAAGGUCUCAAAUUCAUGACCAAAAGUGCUGGUACUGAAGGUUGGGUUCAGGUUGAGAAACGGUUUGAUGAAUUGGCUGUUGAUGGAAAAUUGCCCAAAACACGUUUCAGCCAGUGUAUAGGAAUGAACGAAUCGAAGGAUUUUGCGGGUGAAUUGUUCGAUGCGUUAGCGCGUCGUCGAGGGAUAAGAUCAGCUUCCAUUAGCAAGGAUGAGUUGCGUGAAUUUUGGGAGCAGAUUACAGAUCAGAGUUUUGAUUCAAGGCUUCAGACAUUUUUUGACAUGGUGGACAAGGAUGCUGACGGAAGAAUUACGGAAGAAGAAGUAAAAGAGAUUAUCGCCCUAAGUGCUUCAGCUAAUAAGCUGUCAAAAAUACAAGAGCGUGUAGAGGAAUAUGCUGCCCUUAUCAUGGAGGAGCUGGACCCAAGCAACCUUGGAUACAUUGAGUUGUACAACUUGGAAACGCUUCUUUUGCAAGCCCCAGCACAAUCAACCCACAUAAACACAGAUAGUAGAGUGUUGAGCCAAAUGUUGAGCCAGAAGUUAGUCCCUACCAAGGAGCAUAACCCCAUCAAGCGGUUAUGCCAAGCGCUAACAUACUUUAUACAGGACAAUUGGAAACGUAUUUGGGUUUUGGUCCUGUGGCUUUCUAUUUGUGCAGCACUUUUCACUUGGAAAUUUAUGCAGUACAAGAAUCGUGCCGUGUUCGACGUCAUGGGCUAUUGUGUCACAACAGCUAAGGGUGGCGCUGAGACACUCAAAUUCAAUAUGGCCUUAAUCUUGUUCCCUGUCUGUAGAAACACCAUCACUUGGCUCAGAAGCAGGACUAAGUUAGGAAUGGUGGUUCCAUUUGAUGACAACAUAAACUUUCACAAGGUGGUCGCUUUCGGCAUUGCAAUUGGGGUUGGGUUGCAUGUAAUUUCGCAUUUAACUUGUGAUUUCCCAAGGUUAUUACACGCCACAGAUGCAGAAUAUGUACCUAUGAAACCAUUUUUUGGGGAUGACAGGCCUAACAACUACUGGUGGUUCGUGAAAGGUACUGAAGGUUGGACUGGGGUGGUCAUGGUGGUGCUUAUGGCCAUAGCUUUCGUUUUAGCUACACCUUGGUUCCGUAGAAAUAGGCUAAACCUCCCCAAACCUCUAAAGAAGCUCACCGGUUUCAAUGCCUUUUGGUACUCUCAUCACCUUUUCAUUAUCGUCUAUGUGCUUCUUAUCAUUCACGGAUACUUCCUUUACCUCAGUAAGAAAUGGUAUAAGAAAACGACAUGGAUGUAUCUCGCCGUUCCUAUGAUACUGUAUGGAGGUGAAAGGCUGAUUCGUGCUUUUAGGUCGGGCUACAAGUCUGUGAGGAUUCAAAAGGUUGCAGUGUACCCAGGAAAUGUACUAGCAUUGCAAGUAUCUAAACCACAAGGAUUUAAGUACACAAGUGGCCAGUAUAUUUUUGUUAACUGUUCUGAUAUCUCCCCAUUUGAAUGGCAUCCCUUUUCUAUCACAUCAGCUCCGGGAGAUGACUACAUAAGCGUUCAUAUUCGAACCUUAGGCGACUGGACAUCACAACUUAAGGCUAUUUUCGCCAAAGCAUGUCAACCAUCAACUGACGACCAAAGUGGUCUUCUGCGAGCUGAUAUGUUACCAGGAAGUAGCAAACCACCAAGGAUGCCAAGGCUCCGGAUUGAUGGACCAUAUGGAGCUCCAGCACAAGACUACAAAAACUAUGAAGUCCUCCUUCUUGUAGGGCUUGGAAUUGGCGCCACCCCUUUGAUUAGCAUACUUAAAGACGUGCUAAAUAACAUCAAGAACCAACAAGACUUGGAAGAAGGAGAGGUAGAAAGCGGAAUCAAGAAUAGCAAGAAAAAAUCACCUUUUGCCACGAAGCGAGCCUAUUUCUAUUGGGUUACUCGCGAGCAAGGUUCCUUUGAAUGGUUUAAAGGGGUGAUGAAUGAGGUAGCGGAGAACGACAAGGAAGGGGUAAUUGAGCUGCACAACUAUUGCACAAGCGUGUAUGAAGAAGGAGAUGCUCGCUCAGCUUUGAUCACAAUGCUUCAGUCUCUCCAACAUGCCAAAAGUGGUGUGGAUGUAGUUUCUGAGACAAGGGUCAAGACACAUUUUGCUAGACCAAAUUGGCGUAAUGUCUUUAAACAUGCAGCUCUCAAACACCCUGACAAAAGAGUUGGUGUUUUUUACUGUGGGGCGCAUGGAUUGGUAGGAGAACUUAAGAAGUUUUCCUUAGACUUUUCCAGAAAAACAAGCACCAAGUUUGAUUUCCACAAGGAAAACUUUUAGAUUAUUUUGUCAUAAUUCUUUUUUUUCUGUGACACAAUACAUAGUUAAAUGUAGUUCGAUCAAAUUUUAUUGUAGAGCUAUAUGUAUAGUCUAGCUGCAUUUGCUACGACAAAUUGUAUACAUGUAUGAAAAAGUUGUCUUCACCUGUAGUAUGAAGUGGAUAGUGAAGUUGAGGGCACUCAAGCAAUUAAAUCAUAAAUUAAUUAUAAGUUAUUUUUUAUGUAAUAAUUCUGUACAACACAUUUUGUAAUAGUAUUUUUCCUCUCAUUA
This is a messenger RNA of Lotus japonicus, 3159 nucleotides long. Its product is annotated as respiratory burst oxidase homolog protein B-like. Lineage: Eukaryota; Viridiplantae; Streptophyta; Magnoliopsida; Fabales; Fabaceae. Gene Ontology annotation, molecular function: NAD(P)H oxidase H2O2-forming activity; peroxidase activity; calcium ion binding. Bases 211 to 2889 code for a protein of 892 amino acids. The transcript is spliced from 12 exons. Gene Ontology annotation, cellular component: plasma membrane. The record is from RefSeq and is a predicted model, not a curated record.